Molecule: messenger RNA, 1844 nt
Organism: Rhagoletis zephyria (snowberry fruit fly)
Lineage: Eukaryota; Metazoa; Arthropoda; Insecta; Diptera; Tephritidae
Product: RNA-directed DNA polymerase from mobile element jockey-like
Source: RefSeq, a predicted model, not a curated record
CAGACAAAACCAAACAAUUCCUUCACCUGCCCAACUAUCAAAUUUUUCACCACAACAAACAAUUAACGUACGCAAAGUCAGGAAUAGCAAUAUUAGUUAGAAAUACAAUAAACGCUUCAAAUCACAGGACAUCCACCAACCAACUUCUGCAUCAAACCGUAACUAUACGCGGACUAAAAGACUUACACAUCACAAAUAUCUACAAAGAAACUGACAUAAACUUAACGCAGCAGUUGUUACAAGACUUACCAAUAAUAAAUUCAGGGCAUCAAAUAGUUGUAGGAGACCUUAAUGCGCAGAAUACUCUUUGGGGAUCUCAAUACAACUCAAGAAGCGGGAACUUGUGGGAAAACUUUGCACAUGAGCGAAAUUUAGUAUUUUUAAAUGAUGGGGGACCAACCCUCCUGAACACAAGGAACACGCUUACUUCAGUGGAUGUAACUAUGGUUACAAGUGAUUUGGCAGACUGUUUGUCCUGGAGUUGUCCAUCUCAAACAAUCGCAGGCGAUCACUUUCCAAUUUUUAUGCAUAAUGGAAACACCCAUAUUGAAAAAAAAAUUAUAAGAAGAUUUAAGGAAAAACAAGCGAACUGGGAACUCUUCCGUAAUAAAACAGACCUCUUUGACAACCAGUUCGUGCAAUCAGACAAUGUCAACAGAGAAGCAGCCUUGCUCAAAAGGAUAAUUAGAAAAUCAGCAAACGAAUCCAUGCCAACCACCCGAUGUCCAAAGCGAAAGAGCUCCCCAGUAUGGUUUAAUGCAGAAAUCAAUACACUAAUACGUGAAAAAAGGAAAGCCUGGAAGAAAUUCAGAGAAAACAAAACCCCGACAAGAACUCUGAAUUACAGAAGAUUGUGUGCACAGGUAAGAAGAGCCUGCAAAAAGGCAAAACAAGAGACGUGGAAAUGCUUCGUAAACUCACUAAACCCGACGAUAGAUGCCAAGACAUUAUGGGGCAAAGUAAGGAAGAUCAAAUCCAACACCAUCUCCAGCUUUCCACCGAUCUUUACAAAUAGUACGGCUAUCUCACAUCCGAAACAGAAAGCAAAUCAUCUAGCAAGAGUAUGGAGCUCAUUGGGAUCAAAUGACAAACUCGGCAGAUGCCUUACACAACAAAAAUUGGAAGCAGUAACACUGGCGGAAUUACAUCUAGCGCUCAAAAAUGCUAAAGGAACAUCGCCUGGGAAGGAUAAAAUAACUUAUGCCAUGGUAAAAAAUUCGUCGAGCGUCUUCAAAAUAAGAUUUUGCCGGCUUUAUAGCAAUAUUUUAAAAACUGGUAUUUACCCACACGACUGGAAGGAAGCUGUACUUAUACCCAUACCAAAGUUAGGUAGGAACCAGAAUUCAGUCGAAGGGUACCAACCUAUAUCCUUAUUACCUGUGCUCUCGAAAAUAUUAGACAAAAUAGUGACGAGAAGACUGUGGAAAGCAUGCGAUGGUAAAAUCCUCAAAAUUCAGCAUGCAUACAUGCCCAACCACGGAGUACACACACUUUGCCAACUAUUAGAAACGAAGAUAAAGAAAAACCUCAACCGUCAAAAGCACUGCAUACUGGUUUCUGAAGAUCUCGAAAAAGCAUUUGACAGGGUAAUAUCAACGGUAGUAAUAAAGGAGCUACACUGUUGGGGUAUACCCAAAAUCCUUCUAAAAUUAGCUUUAUCCUUUCUCUCUCACAGAAGGAUCUCAGUGAAAGUAGAUGGUUUCUUGUCCCAGAAUUAUAAACUAGACAAUGGAAUUCCGCAGGGCUCCUUCCUCUCUGUGUUCCUUUUUAAUGCGUAUACGAACACACUGUCAAAAACACUAAAAGAUAUACAUGGCAUUGAUUUCGUUGAUACCACUUCGUAA